AAGAAUUGGGGCUCGGUCGUAAUCUUCAAAGAUCUCCUGUAGGUCUUGCACUUGCGAAUGGGAGAUGGGAAGACUAAAUUGUAUAGCAGUCGUCGCGAGCUAUAAAAAUAUAAACGGCGCCGGGGAUCUCUCAUCUCGCUCGUCUUGCGUCGAAGAAAAGAUCGCGGAUUUGGCGGUGUGAUCGAGACGAGAGGCGGCCGCAAUGCCGACCCCGGCGAUGGAGGAGUCGGAGAGGAGGGAGCGGCUCCGGGAGGAAGCCGUUCGAAGGGUGCUUGCGGAAUUCUCUUAUCUCUUCGAUUCCUCGGAUUCGGAAGGGGAGGAGGAGGAGUGGACUGCUUCGGAGGAGAGGAAGAGGUCGGCGAGGAAGAAUAAGGGAAAGAUGGCGCAGAGAGAGGGCGUGAAGGCCAAGAAGAAGAGAAUCUUUCUUAAACAGGGGAAAGGGAUCGGCGGGAAGGGGACGGACAGGAAAAAGAAGGAUCUUUCCGUGUCUUCUUUGAAUCAGAGGACGAUGGCGGGGAGAGAGGAAGCGGAGGCAAAGAAUUGGAUCGGGAAAGGAGAUGGGGUGAUGAUGGAUGGUUUUCAGAAACAAGGGAAGGAGCAGAGGAUGGACAGAAAACACAAGGAACUUUCGCUGCCUUCUUCUUCUGAUUGUUCAUCCACUGGCUCUUGUUCUUAUGAUCGUUUUAGCUCUUCUACUGGCUCUUCUUGUUAUGGUCAAGCUAAUGGCGAUGUGAAUCUCGCGUCUUCUCUGUCUUCGAUUGAAGUACCUCGGCGUGGAAGAACGAAGGUUGUGCCUUCGAAGAGAGGGUGCCAUCAGUGCGGCCAGAGGAAGUGGUGGAAGUUGGUGAUCAAGUGCUCCUGCUGCAAGAAGAGAGGCUACUGUGCCUUUUGUAUCGACCAACGGUACCCUCGGAUGUCAACGAACAUGAUUGCAGAGGCUUGUCCAGGCUGCCGUGAAAUAUGUAACUGCGACCCAUGCUUGAGAAACUCAAAGAAAUCCGAGAAUUCACUUGGCAAUAUGAACAAGGUUGAUAAAAUUAAUUACAUUGGUUAUACAUUGCAUUAUCUACUGCCUUAUUUGGAACAGUUGAACCAAGAGCAAUUGAAAGAGAGGAAGAUAGAAGCCAGAAUUCGAGGAGUGGCAUUGGCUGAGUUGAAGCUGGAACCGGCAGAGUGUCGAAAAGAUGAACGCAUAUUCUGUAACAAUUGUCGGACUUCCAUUUUUGACCUUCAUAGAAGCUGUCAGAGUUGCUCAUAUGAACUAUGCCUUAGCUGCUGUAAGGAGAUUCGUGAAAACAAUCUACGUGGUUCUUGUGAAGAAGUGAUACUCAAUUACCCAAACAGGGGAAAAGCCUAUGUGCAUGGUGGAGAUCCAUUACCAGAGGCCGCCCAUCGAAUAGAGAUGAGUGUACCUGACCAUGGGACUCGACUUGCUGUUAUGUGGAAGGUGCAUUCUAGUGGCAGCAUUCCUUGUCCCCCGACAGAAUUUGGUGGAUGUGGUGCUUCUCUUCUUGACUUGAUGCACAUGCUUCCUAAAAAUUGGUUAUUAGAUCUUGAAGCUAGAGCGAAAUUCCUAGCCAGAAAUUUUGGAUUUCCACAACAACCAGGUAUCUCUGUAAAAGCGAGAUGCAGCUGCUCUUGUUCUGGUAAUAAAAAUUCAAGAAAAGCAGCUUCCAGGGAGAAAUCAGCUGACAACUAUCUGUAUUGUCCAUUAUCAAAUGAUAUUAAGCAAGAUGACUUAAAACACUUCCAGAGGCACUGGAUCAAGGGAGAACCAGUAAUUGUGCGUGGGGUGCUUGAACAAAUGUCACAGCUGAGCUGGGAGCCAGCGCUUAUGUGGCGCGCAAUACGUGGCAGUAAAGCUAGUCCAGAAUUAUCACAAUUGAAGGCUAUUGACUGUCUGGCUUGCUGUGAGGUUGAAAUAGAUACCAAUCAAUUUUUCAAAGGCUACACGGAAGGAAGAAUGUAUGAAAAUCUGUGGCCUGAAAUGCUUAAAUUGAAGGAUUGGCCCACAUCCAAUCACUUCGACGAGGUUUUGCCAUGUCAUGGCGAUGAGUACAUAAACUCCUUGCCUUUUCAAGCAUAUACAAAUCCAAAGUCUGGCCCAUUAAAUGUUGCUGUUGCUCUCCCUGAUGACAUCUUAAAAUUGGAUAUGGGGCCAAAAUCAUAUAUUGCAUAUGGGAUGGCAGAAGAGCUUGGAAGGGGAGAUUCUGUGACAAAGCUUCAUUGUGACGUGUCUGAUGCGGUUAAUGUUUUGAUGCAUACUACUGAAGUAGUACUUUCUAAGGAGCAAAAAUCUGCAAUAAAGGCAUUGAAGAAAAAACAUAGGGAUCAAGAUGAGAGAGAACAGGAAAAGGGUGGGGAACAAGGAGACUUUGUUUGUUUACCAGAGGUGAUGGUUGAAAGUGAUCAACUGAUAGAUUCGAUCAGAAAAGGAGGUGCUUUAUGGGAUAUUUUCCGGAGAGAGGAUGUCCCAGCAUUACAAGCUUACCUUCGAAAACAUUCAAAAGAAUUUAGACAUAUAUAUUGUUCUCCAGUUGAACAGGUUUUUAAUCCGGUCCAUGAUGAAACAUUUUAUCUGACUAUUGAACAUAAAAGGAAACUCAAGGAGGAAUUUGGAAUUGAACCAUGGACAUUUGUACAACGGCUUGGAGAAGCAGUCUUCAUACCAGCUGGUUGCCCCCAUCAAGUGAGAAAUCUAAAGUCAUGCACAAAGGUUGCCCUCGACUUUGUUUCACCUGAGAAUGUUGGAGAAUGUAUCCGUUUGACUGACGACUUUCGGUUGCUUCCAAAAAAUCAUCGGGCCAAAGAAGACAAACUUGAGGUGAAAAAGAUGGUAAUACAUGCUGUCAACCAUGCUGUGAAGACUUUGCAGGAUUUGCUGCGCUCUCAAUAAAAAAAAGGGUUAGCGCCCAUCUAACGACUAACAAGCUGCAGACCCAAUGCCACCAUCCAGAUACAACCCCCCCUGUUAAUUUCACCAAAAGGGAUGAAUAAAUAACAGAUUUUAUUUUUGUAAUUUAAACAAUUCAAUUGAUCAAAUAAGGAUGGUGCUUUCUUUAUGUUUAAUGGGUCUUAUCAGUGGAGUUGUAAAGCUGUCCUUGAAGUUUCUCUUUCUAAAUGUUUUCAUUCAUGUUUAUACA
Molecule: messenger RNA, 3143 nt
Organism: Elaeis guineensis (African oil palm)
Lineage: Eukaryota; Viridiplantae; Streptophyta; Magnoliopsida; Arecales; Arecaceae
Product: lysine-specific demethylase JMJ26
Biological process (GO): regulation of transcription by RNA polymerase II
Cellular component (GO): chromatin; histone deacetylase complex
Molecular function (GO): histone H3K9 demethylase activity; chromatin DNA binding; transcription coregulator activity
Source: RefSeq, a predicted model, not a curated record